UUGUUCCCUUAUUUAUUCCACUUCCAUGUCAUUUUGUGUGGGAUGGGCUGUUGAUAAUCUUGAAUGAAAGGGCAUCAGAAUAAUGAAGAGCACCACACUGUCUGGAAGAUAUGUCAUUACUUAAAUAUGUCCUAAACUGUUUCUAAAUAAAGCAAGCCCACAGACUUAAUCUGCCUACCAGUUUCUUAUUGCGCAAUAGUCACACAAGACACAUUUUGACAUGUUUAUCCUCUCCAACAGCUUGAGCGUAGUUUUACUCUGACGUCUCAUCUGUUGGCAGCUCUUCAGAUAUAGUUGUGUGUGCUUGCAAGUUUCAGAGCUCAGAUUACUCUGCAGCUUCGGACCAGGAAACAGGGCAUAAACAUGAAGCAUGAAAAUGUUCUCGUGUGGAAAAUACUGCUGGUGGGAAUGUGUGUUCUGCUGCUCUUGGGCUUCGCAGGUUUAGUUUUCCUGCUGGUUCAGCACAAAGAGCUGGAAGAGGAGCUGGUCAGGCUGGAGUCCCAGGUGCAGGAGCUGUCACAGAGCUGCAGGCUGCAGGCACGAAUCCUGCCAGACCAUAUUGGAGAGACAGCAGAGCUGAAGAAGCUGCACCGCAGCAGACGAAACCAGGAGGGAGAUCCAACACAAAGCCAAGACAAGGACAUGCUGAUGCUGAUGACAUACUCCAUAGUUCCUGUCAAAGCCUUUUUUGAUCUGUGUAACAACUCCAGAGGAAUUUGUUUAACAGGUCCACCUGGACCUCCAGGUAUGCCCGGUAGACCUGGACCACGAGGUGCACCAGGUCCAGAGGGCAGACGUGGAAGAAGAGGUCCUCCUGGUCCACCCUGUCUGGCCUGUUGCUCCACGGAAGUGAGAAACAAGACUGGGAAAGAGCACAUUCAUCAAAGUGAAGCACGAUCAGAGCAUCCUGAUGGCACCAGAGAUGUUUUGAAUGUUACUGACACCAAGAAUCUUCUGGAAGCAAAUGUGGAAUCUGAGUCUGUGUUUUUUCAUCCAAAUUUGAGCCACGUCUCACUAAAAGACACCAAAGAGGAAAAUGUCACACAGGAACCACCUGAAUUAUCAACAGCCCCACCUACUAUGGUCUCAGGUGGCAUCAGCGAUGUCUUCACUGACAGUGGAAAUGUCACAAAUAGCACAAAGAUAAAUGAGUUGGUAUCACCUCAUCCAGUCUACAAACAUGACACCUGGACUGAAACCAGUUCAGAAAGUUCAGAAACAACAAUGCCAGUGUUACCAACACCAAAUCCAGCUCAUGAUGUCGGAGAUGUCUUUAACGUUAUAGACCAUACUGAGAAACUUUCACACACAUACUUUGAACCUGAUUCACCAAAACCACAUCCAGCUGACAACAGCAGCAAUGUGCUGAGCGUUACGGUCUCUGAAAAACUUCAUGACACAAAUCUGAACCCUGAACCAACACCAUUUAAUGAAAAUAACAGUUACACCUUAAUUGACUCAGAUUUCAUUACUGGAAACAUGACAGAAGGGCUGAUUAAAUCAUUACCAGUGUCAUCAGCACCACAUUCAGCUGAGAACACCAGAGAUGCUGUGAAUGAUUCUGACUCCAAGAAUCAUUUUCACCCAGAAACAGAAUCUGAAACAGAACAAGUUCAUGAUGAUGUCAGCCAUGGUACCUUGACCAUUUCAGUCUCUCCGAAUGUAACAGAAGGACCAGUAGGGUUAUUACUAGAUCUGUUAGAAGCAAACGAAAAAGGUGGUUCCUUCAAUGGCAGCAGAACCAUCAUUAAAAGUGAACCCCCAACACCAGCUGGAAACCCCAGAGAUGCUUUCACUGUCACUGACCUGAUGACUGAUGUAAACAGAAAAAACGAACCUGUAUUAUUGCAUCAGGAUGACAGCCAUGACACCAUGAAUGAUACCAAAAGAGAGAAUACAACUGAGGCACCAGCAACUUUAUUGACAACUUCAUCGUUUACAGAAGUGGGUCAAAGGAAAGACUCUUUAAAUAGCAGUGGAGAUAUUAUUGAUAAACCAAUGAAAAGUGAAUAUUCAUAUCCUUUUGAGACCUACAAUAAGAUCAAUGCAACCAGCACUGAGGAAUGGACAAAAACUGAGUGCAACAUUAAACGUAUUAAAUGUUCAGAAAAGUCCACCAAAAUGCAAGGAACCUUUGGAGCUUGGAUGCUGGAUGCAUCACAGCCAGAUAAUGGUCAAUUUUGGUUGGCUGAACAUUUUUCAGGUCGGGUUUUGAUGGAGUUCAGGAACAUUUCAGCCACCCAGGACCCAAUCCAACAGAGAAUAGACAUCAGGAGGUUCUACCAGGGGUGUGGUCAUGUUGUUUAUAAGGGAUCAUUUUACUUUCACAAUGGAGGAAAAAACAAACUUGUAAAGUUUGAUCUGAGCACGAGGAGAACAAGCAUUCUGAUCAUACCAAACACCAGAUAUCACAACCUGACUUAUCUCUUUCGCAACUCAAAGACAUAUUUUAAGUUUGCUGUGGAUGAAAAUGGACUGUGGGUCAUUUUUGCCUCAAACACAGAAGAUAACACCAUGGUCGCAAAGCUCAACCCCGACACCUUCACUGUGGAGGCCUUCAUCAACACUGCCUACCCAACAGCUAAAGCAGGGAAUGCUUUCAUUGUGUGUGGGGUGCUGUAUUUUACCGAUGUCAAAGACAGAAGAGUGACGUAUGCCUUUGAUUUAAGGACAGAAAGUCCUCUGGAUGCAAGUUAUGAUCUAAGGCCAGCGAACGGCGUGUUGGCUAUGUUGUCAUACUAUCCCAGCAAAAGGCUUUUGUAUAUGUGGGACAACAAAAGUGUUGAUACGUGUAAAGUUAAAUUCAAACAGACCUAAAUAAAAGAAAAUAAAUUUAACUGUAUAGAGAAAUAAAAGUCAAGUCUCCAUUCA
This is a messenger RNA of Melanotaenia boesemani (Boeseman's rainbowfish), 2871 nucleotides long. RefSeq lists its product as uncharacterized. NCBI's taxonomy places the organism in Eukaryota, Metazoa, Chordata, Actinopteri, Atheriniformes, Melanotaeniidae. The transcript is spliced from 22 exons. The coding region runs from base 364 to 2817 and encodes 817 amino acids. Gene Ontology annotation, cellular component: cell surface. Gene Ontology annotation, biological process: signal transduction. The record is from RefSeq and is a predicted model, not a curated record.